AUGAUGCCGAAGCGAGAGAGCUCUGCGAUUCCAGUGCGGGUGCGAGAUUCUUCAGACAGGUCGGUCAAUUCGCACUCUCUGACUCCUCUUGAGACAUCACCACGGGAUCUGUCUACACGUCUUUCCGAGCAAAGCUUUGAGCACAUCACCGCCAACGACCGUGCCAAGAUAGUGAAUGGAAACAUCUUCUAUGGCAAUGUGGUAAACCAUCAUCCCAGUGCACCUGCCGUCCCUACAGAGAUGUCAAAGGAGGGACCACUUUUCUGUGAGAUGCGGGAAGAACGCGAGCAUCGAAACCGGGUGAAGGAGGAGCAAAGAAAACUUCUAGAAGAAGCAAUGGAAUCCUUGCUUUUUCAAGACAUUAACUUUCGAUAUGCCACCACCCAGACGGCUCUUACUGAAACAUGUAACUGGAUAUCGGAGAAUCCCGCAUUCAAGAAAUGGACCCAUCGAUACGCGCGCAACAAGAAUAAUGGCUGCCUUUGGAUCAGGAGUAAGCCUGGUGCCGGCAAGUCAAGUCUCAUGAAGUUUGCGGUCCAACGCGCCCAAGUGGAAGCUACCCGAAGAGCCGAAGUACUCGAWCGAAGGAGAGCUCAGCAUGAAAGCGUUAAACAGGAUGAUUCUGGCAAUGAAGACAUCAUUAUCCAAUUCUUCUUCAACGCACGCGGAGAUGUUUUGGAAAGAUCGGCCGAAGGGAUGUAUCGCUCCCUCGUACAUCAGCUUGUCUCACAGCACAGAGAGAAGCGGCAUCGACCUUGGCUUCUUGCGYAUAACAAGCCCGCCCAGAACGGGUGGCAAUGGCCACUGGACGUCUUACAAGCCACAUUCGAARACGGCGUGCUGGGCAUAGGCGAUGCUCGUUUGACUUGCUACAUUGAUGCUCUCGACGAAUGCGAUGCAGCUCAGAUUCGGGAGAUUGCCGCUUUCUUCGAACGACUUAUUGAGCGAGCCGCAGCUGUAGGCGUUCGCUUUUGGGUCUGCAUUGCAAGCCGACACUAUCCCCAUGUUACCAUUGAUGGGUCUCUUGAAAUUGUUCUCGAUGACGAGGCGGGUCAUCGACGAGACAUCGAGAGAUACAUUAGUGCCAGGCUCAAAAUCGUCACAUCUGACGAACAGAGGAUCAGAGCUGAGUUGCAAGAGCGCGCGGCAGGCGUAUUCUUGUGGGUCGUUCUGGUCAUCAAGAUUCUCAACCAGGAGUCUGAUCGAGGGCGUAGCUACGCAUUGCGGCAGCGGCUUCGUGAAAUGCCCAAUGACCUCAACGACCUUUUUCAGGGCAUUCUGGACUCAAGUCAUGGCGAUCGCGAGGAAGUCGCCAGGUUGUUAGAGUGGAUAAUGCUAGCAUCACGGCCGCUUCGUUGUCAGGAGCUGUAUUAUGCGAUUCGAAGCGAUCUCGAGUAUUCAGUCGUCGCACCAUCCAAGGACGGGUAUCCUUCGCGCGACGCAAUGGCCAAGUUUAUACUGCACACCUCAAGAGGCCUUGCAGAGGUGACGCACGGUCCGGAUCCAGUGGUCCAGUUCGUGCACGAGUCUGUUCGCACAUUCCUAUUUCAAAAUGAUGGCUGGAGAUUCACUAGAGUAGGAGAACCCAUUGGGCGAAGUCACGAGCGACUCAAAGCUUGCUGUCAAACAUACAUAUCGGCGGCGAAGAGAAACAGCAUGGAUAUCGCGUCGUCCGAAGAGCUUCCCUUUCUGCGCUAUGCCGUUCACGGUGUUCUCUAUCAUGCGCAUCAGAGCAGUGUCAAACAAGAUGAGUUUGUCGCCUCCUUCUCCCCGGAAAUCUGGAUGUCUGCUGCGCGGCUUGCAGACCCAGAGCGAUUUGCCAAUGCAUCGAUUGACUCGCUCUGCAUCUUUGCAGAAGCCAGCACAUAUCGUCUUCUUGAAUUAGCGGUCCAGCACGAUGAGCGCUUCACUUCGUCGCCAGGACGUUAUAUUGAGGCGACUGGCACCGUAACCGCCCACAGGAAGCCAACAGAAAUCGAGCUGUUGCUACUCGGUGACGAUAGUGAGGGGAGCCUGGAGAAGGAGCGGCUCAACACUCUCAUCAACAUGUCAUUGAAUGCAAGAUACACGCUCGUCAUGGUACUUCUCUUACAGUACCGCUGGGAGGGACACAUCAAAGAUGAGCUUUGCCUCGAUUUCCUGACGUGGGCGCUGGCAAACGAACAUAUGGAGGUCCUAGAGCUGCUAGUCACGCACAUCGCCAAGUUGGAUGGAUAUGCUUACAGCAUUCUCGAACUAGCCACCGAAGAUGGUGCUAGUGUCUUGGUCCAGAUGCUUCUCGACAAGCACACCAACUCUCUACUCCGCGAGCGUAAAUACAGUCGUCUACUCCGCACCGCAGUAUACUUGGGCCACAUCCGAACCRUGAGAGUACUGCUUGAUAGAGGUGCGGACCUCCACUUCUCAAGUCGUCGAUAUGGCCACCUUCUCUGGAUAGCCGCAAAGGCCGGACACUCUCAUAUAGUGCAAUUGCUAUGCGAUAGAGGUGCAGAGAUUGAUCGAAGAGCUUGGGAAGGGAAGAGCACGCCCCUUCAGGUCGCAUGCUUUAAUCGUCAUGUUACCACUGUGGACAUACUGCUGAAAUGUGGCGCAGAUGUGACUGUAGAUGGAGCAGAGUACGGGACUGCACUGGAAGCGGCUAUGUACUGGCCGCAUUCCGAUCAAGCGAAGACAGUCGUGCAGAUGCUACGGAGGCAUGGUGCUGUCAUAUGA
Messenger RNA from Ramularia collo-cygni, 2712 nucleotides. RefSeq lists its product as uncharacterized. The coding region runs from base 1 to 2712 and encodes 903 amino acids. The record is from RefSeq and is a predicted model, not a curated record. NCBI's taxonomy places the organism in Eukaryota, Fungi, Ascomycota, Dothideomycetes, Mycosphaerellales, Mycosphaerellaceae. The transcript is spliced from 2 exons. Gene Ontology annotation, molecular function: protein binding.